AUGAUAGAAUUGAGGAUCACACAUUUUGGUGUGACAGAUCCAACAUAUCAGGAACAACGAAUUAUUUGUUAUCUUCUACCAGCUGUACCACCGCUACUAUCAACAACUAUAUUUAUAACGAUGUUGCCACAAUCGAUGAAAAGGUCGAGACAUGUCCGCUCAAUUGAUGACAUCCCAGUGGAAGUAUUGCUCAUGAUUUUUAAACGAUGUGAACCAUUAGCUUGUUUUCGAGCUCGUUUGGUUUGCCACCGCUGGCGUAUCGUAAUUGACAAAAUGGAUAAAGAAAGUCGUGAGGCAAUUCUUGGUGAAGGACAAGCCCGUUUAUAUAUAUGCGAUCGUCGACGGUACGUCUAUAUUUUUGUUUCUUAUGGAUUCUGUCGGAUUCCCCGACAUCCACCAUCGAAGCCAAGAGCUAUCCUCGAAAAGUUCAACAGUCUUCCAUCAUGUUCCAACUCUGUCACUGAGUUAAUAACAGCUCGUAAAUCCGUUUUUCAUGCGGAUUGCUACGCAUAUACUGCACUCAAUAAUUGGUCCUAUCGUUUCGACAUGACGGAAUGGACACGUAAUUUCGAUAUUAUUGAGGUAUGGGUGCAGAAUUUUGGCGCUUUCCUUGAACGUGACCAAGGAUACCUCGUCAUUGAUAAUGCAAUAUCUCCUUCGGCGAUAUGCAAUCAAGCAGCAAAUGUUAAUUCAGAACAUAAAAUUGCUUUCAGUGCUUCUUCACCCGCAUCUCGUGCAUCAUCACAAUCGCCACAUACUAAUCGAAGUGGUGGAAGUUCUUCUGGAUCGUUUUCAUAUGCUGCCAGUGUGCCAUACAAUUUACUUCCAUCGAGCCAGAAGAAAUCUCAGAUUACACGAAACAUUGCAUCUACUGCUAUAUUAAGCGAGAGUAUGAGCGCUGAAUUAACGAAGCUUUCUGACGGACGUUUCGAGAGACUUGCUGAACAACUACAUCAAAUCCAUCCUCUUCAUCUGAUUUUUCAUGAUCAUUCAUGGUAUCAGAAGAGACCGACGCUGCUUUUAUUUUGGUUUUUGAAAAAAUUACCGAAUUUACGCCGUUUAACUCUUCAUUCAGUUCGAGGUGAUCAAAUAAUCGAGUUGCAUAAAGUUUUCUGUGUGGAUGGAAUUGACGAGUUGAAUAUUAUUCAACCGGCUUAUAAUGCAUGCAUUAUUGUUAACGAAGGCCUUUUUGAUGCAUUUCUACAAGUAAACAGUGCAAUACGUCGAAGAUUCCGUUUGCGCAUCACUGGUAAAACUGACAUUAGUGCUUCUACUCUUUGUAAUUUCAUCCGCAAAUGGCGAAACCAUCGCGAAAUCGUACCAUUCCAUAGCAUACUCAUUGAUGAAACAUCUGUUUCAUCAUCAGAAUUCGUUCAUGCAACAAAAUGUCCCGGAUGUAGUGACUGCGGUGGUGAGGUUGUACGACAUAAAUCCAACGGUACUACCUGGAAUACUAAACAACUUAUCUUCCGACAUCGUAAAUACAAUGUUUGGAUCAAUUAUAAAUCUGAGAGCGGAUACCUUGUAUUCACCUAUUACAAUCCUAAGGACAGUAAUCACUUUACGGUAAAAACAGUGGAACCCGAAAGCACCGUUGUUUCAUUCUAUUCGUCAACACCAAUAUCUCUAGAAAAACCAGAAGAAAGUGAUAUAGCUGAUCAUACUUGCUCACUGUUCAAGUCUGAUCGUACUUGGUCACUGUUCAAGAAACCAACGAAUGCUGUAGAUGAACUGACAGUGCUACAACGAAUUUUCGCUCUUAUCAGAAGCAGCGCUUAAAAAAAAAAGAGGUUUUCGUUAUUGUCGCCUCAUUUAUUCACUACUUUUUUUCGUUAUAUGUAAAG
Molecule: messenger RNA, 1844 nt
Organism: Loa loa (African eye worm)
Lineage: Eukaryota; Metazoa; Nematoda; Chromadorea; Rhabditida; Onchocercidae
Exons: 12
Coding region: 1-1779 (592 amino acids)
Molecular function (GO): protein binding
Source: RefSeq, a predicted model, not a curated record